AUGGUUUAUUUACCAUUGCCAGGCGGCAAGUGGCAGCUUUUCUGCUUAAUAGUGACGAAUUCUGUAUCCAUGGCACACUUCGGCUACGACCAAGGAGUCUUUGCCGGAGCCUUAAUAUCGGCUGAUUUCCUCGAGACGUUUCCAGAAACGAAGGAUCCACGUAUCUCGGGCAUUACAUCCAGUUGUUUCUCGCUCGGUGCUUUCUUCGGCUGCCUUGCAGCGUUCUUACUUGGCGAUAGGUUAGGGCGUAAGAAGUCUGUCUUCGUUGGGCUCGUUGUCAACAUUAUUGGAGCGGUCUUGCAGAUUGCAGCUUACCAUUUACCUCAGAUGAUCGUGGGCCGCCUUUUCAAUGGAUUCGGCAUGGGUAUUACGUCCUCGACUUGCCCCGUGUUCAUGGCCGAGACAUCACCUUCUCGCAUUAGAGGCAAACUUGUCAUUAUAGGCUCCCUAUGCAACACAGUGGGAUUCUGCAUAGCGAACUGGAUGAGCUACGCCCUCUUUGACAAUAACGGCCCAUUCCAGUGGCGAUUUCCCUUAGCGUUUCAGCUUGUUUUCCCAAUUAUCGUUUUAGCGUUUCUGCCGCUUACAGUCGAGUCACCCCGCUGGCUACUACUUCGCGAAAGAUUCGAGGCAGCCCGAGCAGCACUCGGCCGAGUACGAGGGACAACGCAUAACCUUGACGAUAAGGACUUGAACGACGAUCUUGUUUCCAUUCAGAAAGCACUCGAGAAAGAACAAGCGGUUCGCGUACCUAUGAGAGACGCUCUCCUCUGCCGAGACCCAUCGCGGAAUAUUCGCCGUUUGCUGCUAAGUUGUGGGACGCAGUUGAUGCAACAGUUCAGUGGCGUCAACGCUCUAGGUUAUUACCUUCCCACCCUCUUGAUCGAAUCAGUCGGAGUCUCGAGUUCCUAUGCAAGGUUACUGGCCGCUGCUAAUGCAAGCCUAUACUUGGGAGCGGCUCUUUCAUGCUUAUUCCUAAUUGACCUAGUCGGAAGGCGAAAGCUGAUGAUGUACGGCUCUAUAGCAACUGGGUCCUGUUACCUAAUUGCCGCAGUUACGUUGAGAGAGGCGAUACUCCACCCGGAACAGAAGGUAGCUCUAGGGAAAGUUACUGUCGCCAUGUUCUUUCUCUACUACUUCUGUUAUGGAACUAGUUUCGCCAAAGUCCCUUGGGUCUACAACUCGGAGAUCAACAGUCUCGGGUGGCGUACAAGAGGAGCCGCCGCUGCCACCGCGACGAACUGGAUGUGCGGGUUCGUCAUCGUACAGUUUACGAAAGUCGGUGUGGAUAACCUUGGAUGGGGAUUCUACCUUCUCUUCGCUGGAUUCUGCUGGUCGUUUCUACCAAUUGUCUUCCUCUUCUAUCCGGAAACCUCACGUCGAACACUCGAAGACAUGGACGAAAUAUUCAAACAUAAUUUCAGCAUAUUUGUCUUCAAAGAUAAGGCUCUCACGCAGCGAAGUCGCCCACAAGAGCUUAUAGAAGCUGAACGGAGAUGUAUCGUUGAGGCACUCGAGUCUACACAAGAGGCCCCAGGUGCUUGAGAAGAAUGGCAUUUCAUUUAGCAGUCAAUACCUAAUUAUACAUGACGUGUUUCUCGAGUCAUAGAAUACGAUAUAGCUACAUCGAAUUAGACAGAAUGAUAUCUCUUUGCUAUCUGCUUCUGGGGGCUCUGCGCCGUGUCAUACUACUGUAUUUCCGCCACAAUGGACAGUGUGGGGGUCGGGUUGACGUUCAAUACACUUCAGUCAUUGCGACUAGCACUCUACCUUAAGCAAUGGACAUAUGACCAGAUAUAUUCAAUGUUACAGUCGAUCUCCAUGGAAAGCUUUCGGGAUAUAUCUGCUUAGAUACUUAGGUGGUCAUAAACGACCUUAGACUUUGCCAUCGCUUACCCUUUCCGCGUGACUACAUAUGCGUGUUAGAGAUAGUGACGGCAGCUAACGUAGC
Molecule: messenger RNA, 1951 nt
Organism: Hypoxylon trugodes
Lineage: Eukaryota; Fungi; Ascomycota; Sordariomycetes; Xylariales; Hypoxylaceae
Product: general substrate transporter
Exons: 8
Coding region: 1-1545 (514 amino acids)
Biological process (GO): carbohydrate transport; transmembrane transport
Cellular component (GO): membrane
Molecular function (GO): carbohydrate:proton symporter activity
Source: RefSeq, a predicted model, not a curated record